CCCGGUGCAGUCUGUCCGCGCCGCUUACGGGCAGCAUCAGCCGCCGGGGCCGGGCGCGCGCGAGAUGCCGCCGUCCGAGUGCCGCAAGCUGGCGGGCCCGGGCCGCCGGAGCGCGGGACUUUGGAGAUGGAUAAAGACAAACUGCAUUUAAACAAGAAUCAGUAAGAUCAUCCCUUAAACACAUGGGAAUUGAGAAUGGGCCAUCAACAAUGCUAGGUCUACAAUGGGAAGUGUCACGCUUCGCUAUUUCUGCUAUGGGUGCCUUUUCACAUCUGUGACCUGGACACUUCUGCUGUUCGUUUAUUUCAACUUCAGCGAAGAGACCCAAUCUUUCAAGAAUGUGCCCGUCAAGGGGCUGGAACCUCAAAAGCCACUUCCUAAAAAAUUCUAUCCCCGUUUCACUCGGGGUCCAGUUCGCGUACCUGAACCACAACGGAAAGACAGCAGUAUAGGGAAUCCAUUUGGAAAUCAUGCACAGGACCCAGUGAAGGGAGACAUGGAGCUCUCCCCUGAAAUGGGCAUGAUUUUUAACGAACACGAUCAGCAGGUGAGAGACUUGGGCUAUCAGAAGCAUGCCUUCAAUAUGCUUAUCAGCAACCGGUUGGGAUACCACAGAGAGGUGCCAGAUACAAGGGAUGCAAAGUGCAGAGAAAAGUCCUACCCUUCUGAUUUACCAUUUGCCAGCAUUAUCAUCUGUUUCUAUAAUGAAGCAUUUUCUGCUUUGCUUCGGACAGUACAUAGCGUACUGGAUCGCACUCCAGCAUAUCUUCUUCAUGAGAUUAUCUUGGUGGAUGACAACAGUGAAUUGAUUGAGUUGAAAAAAGACCUAGAAGAAUAUAUCAAAAAAAAUCUUCCAAGAAACACAAAACUGGUAAGAAAUGAAAAGCGAGAGGGGCUGAUUCGAGGAAGAAUGAUUGGAGCAUCUCAUGCUACAGGAAAAGUGCUGGUGUUCCUGGACAGCCAUUGUGAAGUGAAUGAGAUGUGGCUACAACCUCUGCUGACUCCAAUCAGAGAAGACCGCAAGACAGUGGUGUGCCCUGUGAUUGACAUAAUCAGCGCUGACACGCUUAUCUACAGCUCUUCCCCAGUUGUGCGUGGAGGGUUCAACUGGGGUCUGCACUUUAAAUGGGAUCUUGUUCCUUUGUCAGAAUUAGAAGGACCUGAGGGAGCCACUGCGCCAAUCAAGUCACCUACUAUGGCAGGGGGCUUGUUUGCUAUGGAUAGAGAAUACUUCAAUGAACUUGGACAGUAUGAUAGUGGUAUGGACAUCUGGGGAGGAGAAAAUCUAGAAAUAUCAUUUCGGAUCUGGAUGUGUGGAGGUAGACUUCUGAUCAUCCCUUGCUCCAGGGUAGGACACAUAUUCCGUAAAAGGCGCCCCUAUGGCUCGCCGGGGGGGAAGGAUACCAUGGCACAUAACUCUCUGCGCCUGGCACACGUGUGGAUGGAUGAAUAUAAGGAACAGUAUUUUGCUCUAAGACCUGAACUAAGGGCCAGGAAUUAUGGAAACAUUACUGACCGUGUGGAGUUGAGGAAAAAAAUGAACUGCAAGUCAUUUAAAUGGUAUUUAGAUAAUAUCUACCCAGAGAUGCAAAUAUCUGGGCCCAAUGCCAAAGCUCAGCAACCAGUUUUUAUUAACAGAGGGCAAAAACGACCUAAAAUACUGCGGCGUGGAAGGCUUUAUCACCUUCAAACCAACAAAUGUCUGGUUGCCCAGGGUCACCCAAGUCAGAAAGGAGGACUAGUCAUGGUUAGGGAGUGUGACUACAAUGAUCAAAACCAGGUAUGGAUUUAUAACGAAGACCAUGAGCUGAUUUUAAAUAAUCUCCUCUGCUUGGAUGUGUCAGAAACUCGCUCAUCGGAUCCACCUCGUCUCAUGAAAUGCCACGGAUCUGGAGGGUCACAGCAGUGGACAUUUGGGAAGAACAAUCGACUCUACCAGGUCUCUGUGGGGCAGUGCAUGAAGAUUGUUGAUCCGCUUAGCCAUAAAGGAUACGUGACCAUGGCUAUUUGUGAUGGCUCCCUUCCUCAGCAAUGGCAUCUGGAAAGCUGAAUC
Mauremys reevesii (Reeves's turtle) is the source of this 2053-nucleotide messenger RNA. It is a transcript of the gene GALNT11, whose product is annotated as polypeptide N-acetylgalactosaminyltransferase 11. The record is from RefSeq and is a predicted model, not a curated record. The transcript has 13 exons. Bases 224 to 2050 code for a protein of 608 amino acids. Gene Ontology annotation, cellular component: Golgi apparatus. Gene Ontology annotation, molecular function: Notch binding. Gene Ontology annotation, biological process: regulation of Notch signaling pathway. Lineage: Eukaryota; Metazoa; Chordata; Testudines; Geoemydidae.